Messenger RNA from Cuscuta epithymum, 904 nucleotides. The record is from the annotation of a GenBank genome assembly. Lineage: Eukaryota; Viridiplantae; Streptophyta; Magnoliopsida; Solanales; Convolvulaceae.
GCAUAUCCUCAUAAAGAAGCCUUGUGGACAUAUGUCCAGGAAAAAUACACAAUAUCUGAUGAGGGGAAAGCUUGGGUAUUGAAGACCAUUAAUGAUACAUGGAGAUGUUACAAAGCUAGGAUUAAAAAGAAUUAUUAUAAAAAGUUCUCUACUAAUGCCGAGAGAUUGGAAAACAGGUCUCAGGAGAUACCCAAGGAUGAAUUUGAGUUGGUUGUGCAAUAUUGGGGACGCAAAGAGGUCCAGGAAAAAGCUGAGAAAAACACUUCCAAUCGAAAGAAAGUAAAGGAUACACACACUGUUGGACCACGCAGUUUUGCCCAAGUUCGCGAAAAAUUGAAAUCUAAAAAAGCGAACAAGGAGAAACUAAGUAAAGCAGAAGUGUUCAUCGAAACACGUAAGAGAAAAGCUGGUCGUCGGUACGCUUCAUUGAACGAUGUGACAGAAUACAAAAUUUCCCAGCUUGAACAACUCAUUUCAUCCGAGCCGGAAAAAAAUGAGAUGGUUGAGCAACUUAUCGGAGAUAUAUCGCAUGGACCAAAUUAUCUUAUAGGCAGGCGUGGGAGAUCAAAGAAACGGAAGGAAUCACCUCCUAACAUUUCAAAACUAAAAGAAGAAAUGGCUGAUGAGAUGAAUAAGAAAAUUCAGCAUUGCUUAGCUUUUGCUAUAACUAAAUUGGCAGCAGACAAUCCAAAUUUGAAAGUCAAUGUUGAAGAGCUUUUUGCAGCAAUGCCAUUUGAUGUUUCCAAUGAUGAGCUUCAAGAUGAUUCCAAUUCUUCCGAUUCUAACGAGGCUGAAACGUCUAAGGGAGAUUAAAGAUUGAAAUAUGAUCAAGGUGCUCAUGGUAUUUGCUUUUUGUUCCUAAGUAGUUAUGGAGGCUAAUUCCCAUUUUGGAUGCAAGAACGUG